UCUGGAGAGGGGUGUAAAAAUGAUGAAAUGGGCAUAGGCACAGGAAAAAGGAGUAAUGGGCGUAGAGUGGUUGUUGGUCUGCCAUGGUUUGGUCACUGCGGUGGUCGUUGUUUCUUUCCUCUGCGGUCGAUGGCCAAUUUUCGAAGGCACUUUCAUCCAACGCAUACACCAUUUUCUCACUUUCGGUGCUUACGAUUAUUUCCUACGUUUCGUUGGCGCAGUUUUCGGCCAUAAGUGUAUGGAUGCAGUUCUUUCUGUCGAAUAUUACUGCUGCGAUCGUCCCAAUCCUCUUCUACAGAUCAUAUACAUUGUGAUAAUCAGUGUUACCUAUUAUUUCGUUGCCAAGUCUUGCUUUGCCUAUAUCCCCGGAUACUAUAUAAGUGGAAUUCACAGGUACACAAGCUUAUUGGCAGUUGCUGUUGGAAUUCUGCUCUUUCUUUUGACCAGCUUUUCUGAUCCAGGGACCGUAAACGCUGAGAAUGUUUCUAAUUAUAUUUCUGCUUAUCCCUAUGAUAAUAUUAUUUACUCUGAGAAAGAAUGUUCCACUUGCAAAAUUCCAAAACCUGCUAGGUCUAAACACUGCAGCAUUUGUGACCGGUGUGUUGCUCGAUUUGAUCAUCACUGUGGAUGGAUGAACAAUUGCAUUGGGGAGAAAAACACACGGUAUUUCAUGGCAUUUCUAUUAUGGCAUUUCCUUAUAUGCUUGUAUGGAACAGUUGCCAUUGGCUUGGUUCUUGCUGGAAGACUAAGAGAAUUAAGAGUUGUUGAUAUUCUAACCGUUUAUUAUGGAAUAGAAAAUUCUUUUCUGGAUUUAGCUCCUAAUAUUGUGCAGUGGUUGUUGGGUUCUUACAACACUCAGAUACUUCUUAUGGUGUUCCUUGCAAUCAUUGGGAUGCUGUUAGCUGGUUUCUUUGGUUACCAUACAAAGCUUUGCAUUACCAAUACUACCACUAAUGAGACUUUUAAGUGGCAAGACUACAUUGAGUGGCAAAGGAAGCUAAGAGAAGCAAAGGUGAGCGCUGAAGCCCUAAAGCAAAGUAUCGAUGGAAUUCACAGUGAAAAACAGCCCUCAUCGAGCAAAUGGAGAGCCUUUUUUAAAAAAUCACCUCUAGAAGAUGUGGUAGUUGUUAAGAAUAACGUUUACGAUAAAGGCUUCUUCCACAAUAUUCAGGAGGUUAUUUCCCCUUUCUCUGCAAGGUGGUCCUUUACACAAAACAAAUUGAAGUCCAGAUGAGUAUGAUUAUAACUGACGUGUCUUUGAAGAGCUUUGUGGGCUAGUUGCACAUAUAUUGAGUGGAUAGUAUGUGUAUGCAUUUAUUUAGAUUACCCAAUAAAUAUUUUGAAAACCAGAAAUAUGUUAUAUUAAAUGCAAUUAUCUGUUAGAGUUCUAGACUAGGUGUAGACUGAAUUGAUUGGCUGUACUUGAUAACUCUGCUGCUUUUUUGGUUGUGUUGUACUAUUUGUUUCUAGCAAAAGCAGAAAGAUAUCUGUGUACUCACUGCACAUUUUUUUUUUGUGACACUGCUCUUUGUUAAUUUA
Molecule: messenger RNA, 1539 nt
Organism: Vigna angularis (adzuki bean)
Lineage: Eukaryota; Viridiplantae; Streptophyta; Magnoliopsida; Fabales; Fabaceae
Product: probable protein S-acyltransferase 17
Exons: 10
Coding region: 56-1234 (392 amino acids)
Biological process (GO): protein targeting to membrane; peptidyl-L-cysteine S-palmitoylation
Cellular component (GO): Golgi apparatus; endoplasmic reticulum
Molecular function (GO): protein-cysteine S-palmitoyltransferase activity
Source: RefSeq, a predicted model, not a curated record